Messenger RNA from Paramuricea clavata, 183 nucleotides. NCBI's taxonomy places the organism in Eukaryota, Metazoa, Cnidaria, Anthozoa, Malacalcyonacea, Plexauridae. The record is from the annotation of a GenBank genome assembly.
AUGGACGUAUCUGUUGUGAAUGAAGGCAACUUAGCUAAUACUGCUACUACAAAUACAACUAGUCCUGCAAUGAAAAGAAAGUCUAAUGAUCAACCAGUAAUACCUCCACUAAGUAGCAGACAUGCCACAAAAUCAUCUCGACAGGAUGCCAUUGAUUUAGCCAUUUUGAAGCAACUGGUCUGA